This is a messenger RNA of Polistes canadensis, 1100 nucleotides long. Its product is annotated as S-adenosylmethionine mitochondrial carrier protein-like. The coding region runs from base 75 to 908 and encodes 277 amino acids. The record is from RefSeq and is a predicted model, not a curated record. The transcript is spliced from 6 exons. Gene Ontology annotation, cellular component: mitochondrial inner membrane. Gene Ontology annotation, molecular function: S-adenosyl-L-methionine transmembrane transporter activity. NCBI's taxonomy places the organism in Eukaryota, Metazoa, Arthropoda, Insecta, Hymenoptera, Vespidae.
UUGUUUAUAAAGUGAAUCCAUGCAGAAUCGAAACUUUUUUAACAUUUGAUUAUAUUUCAUCCACAAAAUAUGAAAUGACAUCGUACGAGAAGAAUUUGAAAAACUUCUCUGGUAGAAAUAUAUUGUUUACAUCUAUAUUUGCAGGAGCUAGUGCAGGAAUUUGCGUGGAUACAAUUUUAUUUCCAAUAGAUACAAUAAAGACUAGAUUACAAAGUCAGCAUGGGUUCCUACAAUCAGGUGGAUUUAAAGGACUCUAUCGUGGUUUAUAUCCAGUACUUAUAGGUUCUACGCCAACAGCUGCACUAUUUUUUGUUACCUAUGAAAGUACCAAAGUAUAUGCACAACCUUUGGUAUCCGAAAGAUACCGUUCUCUAAUUCAUAUGGGGGCAGCAUCGCUAUCAGAAAUGGUAGCAUGUAUAGUACGUGUACCAGUAGAAGUUAUGAAACAAAGAAAACAGGCUUACUUAUUGGAUCAGGGUAACUUCAGUAUGAAGUUUUUGUAUCGUGGUUACUGGAGUACAGUAUUAAGAGAUAUGCCAUUUAGUUUAAUACAAUUUCCACUAUGGGAGUAUUUUAAGAACAUUUUGUCCCUUUAUGUACAAAGAGAUGUAUAUCCUUUUGAAAGUGCAACCUGUGGGUCAUUGGCAGGUGCUUUUUCAGCCGCCUUAACUACUCCAUUGGAUGUUGCAAAGACAAGAAUAAUGUUAGCUAAUAAAAUGGUACAAAGUUCCGAUCUCAAAUUAUCUACAACAUUACGUGCAAUAUAUACCAAAGAAGGAUUAAAUGGCCUUUUCGCAGGUGUUAAUUAUAGAAUAAUGUGGAUUAGCAUAGGAGGAUUUAUAUUUUUUGGAGUAUACGAAGAAGCCAAAUUAUUAGCAUUAGAUGCAUUUAAAUUUACGAACUUGUAGCAAAGAAUUUCAUCACGGUAGAAUAUGCGAAUAUUUUAUAUAAUAUGGUUUGUAUAAAACAAAUUACAAUUGUACAAAUUUUAUUUUUUCGCAUAUAUAAUACAUAUGCGUAAUGUAUAUUCUCCGAUAUCUAAGUCAUUUUAAAAGUUAAGUAAUUUAACACUUAAUAAAAAUAAAAUAAAUUUCAUAUUA